CGUGCGUGUGUAGGCUGCUGCCCGAAGCGCGUGCAACCACCUGGCUGGAGACACCUGAGCGAUUUCUCCUUUUUUUGAACAAAAAAGCGCUUCACUUCUCCGAAAAAUCCAAAUGUUUUUCCAUACAUUAAAUGCUUUCUAAUUAUACAUCAGUGAUUUAAAUCGAUCUGGGCUCCAGGCCGUUCCCGGGCGGACCGAUGGCAAGUUCAUGAGUGGCUCCACGUGGGAAGGGCGCUCACACACUGCUGGUAACGAUGUUCCGAGGGAUGCUGCCGUUGGACUGAGGAGAACGUCUUAGAACCACCGAUCCUCAUCGUGUGCCUCGGGAUACAGGAGGAACACGGGGGGAGCAACGGAGCGCCAACUUAAACGCGGCGAAGCCGCACCUAAGGGAUGAGGAGCAGUGCGGAGAGCGCGUGAGGAGCUGCGGCCAGGUGUAUCUUAUUCAGCUGACUGCCACUCGGACAUUGUUCCAGUUAGGCUCAAUUGCCCUCCCACCUGCUCCACUGAGAAGAUGCAGUCCCUGGACCACACCGACUGGGACCUGCUUGCUGGUCAUUCCAAUCAUUCUGUGGCCAACACGGGCAGCCACGGAUUGAUCAAUGUCUCUGUGAAUGUCUCUGGACAGAGCAUGCCCUUCCAAGGCGAGAGCACCAUGGUGACAGCCGUCAUCUCACUUACUGUGUUUGUUAUUGGCCUGACUGGCAACACCUUGGCCAUAUAUGUAGUCCUGCGGUAUGCCAAAAUGAAGACCGUCACCAACAUUUACAUCCUCAAUCUGGCGCUGGCUGAUGAGCUCUAUAUCAUGGGCAUGCCAUUCCUCACCACCCAGAAUGUACUGUCUUACUGGCCUUUUGGCUCCUUUCUCUGCCGAGUGGUCAUGAUGGCAGACUCCAUCAACCAGUUCACUAGCAUCUUCUGCCUGACGGCCAUGAGCAUUGACCGCUACUUGGCUGUAGUGCACCCCAUUAAGAGCACCAAAUGGCGCCGACCGAGGGUCGCUAAGGUCAUCAACGCUGCGGUGUGGGCACUUUCUUUUGUGGUGGUGCUGCCUGUUGUCAUCUUCUCUGAUGUACAGGAUUUGUUCAACACCUGCAACAUGAACUGGCCAGAGCCCAAGGCAACCUGGUCCACUGCCUUCAUCCUAUAUACAGCCAUCCUGGGUUUUUUCGGCCCACUCCUUGUCAUCUGCUUGUGCUACCUGCUCAUUGUCAUCAAAGUUAAAUCCUCUGGGGCACGUGCCGGUUUCACCAAGCGGCGCAAGUCAGAACGCAAGGUGACACGCAUGGUAGUGAUCAUCGUGGUUGUGUUUAUGUUUUGCUGGCUGCCGUUCUACCUUACCAACAUGAUAAACCUAGUCGUCAUCCUGCCCGAAAACAACGUCAUGGCUGGCAUCUACUUCUUCACCGUCAUCCUGACCUACGUCAACAGCUGCGCUAACCCUCUGCUCUAUGGCUUCCUUUCCGACAACUUCAAGCAGAGCUUCCGCAAGGUGCUCUGCAUCCAUAAGGCCAACGGGGUGGAAGAUGGUGACCCCAGCCUUCCUCGCACGGAAAAGACCACUGUGAAUGACUCCUUCCUCUCGCCGAGAAACCAUGACUUCAAUGGGCAUUUGCAGAGUGGCCAGGGCAUUCAGUUGGAGCCUUGCUGUAACUCGGAUGUGGAGCCCCGGACUGCAGGGCCCAAAGUGAUUGGCCAGUCCACGCUAUAAACGCUGCAGUUUCUCUCUCUCCCCGCAUGUUUCCUUCCCUGCUCUCAUCCUUUAACCCCCAUUCUCCCUCACCCUCCGCACACGGAAUGUCUCGCCGCACAUCCUGAAAGCAUGCGAGCGGCCUUGUGUGAAGGACCUGUGUCUGCAUCCAGACCCUCUGUCACCGACUACCCUCCCGCUGGCGCUCAGCUGUAACCCCCGACCUCUCCCGUGGAAGGUCAGCACCUUAGAGUUGGCACAAACCCCUGUCUGUGGGCUGCAGUGCAUCGUGUGCACUUGUUUGAUUAAGAUCUGGAUCGCGUUUGGAUUCUGAUUCAAUGAGUUUGAACUGUAAGAAAGAAUCAAAGAGGUAAAGCUACUUUAACUCGCACACAGAGCUCCAGGUGGGCAGUAAUAAACAACGAGGCACAACACGAGACUCAAACAGUUUCACAUCCGGCAAACCUGAAGAGGCAGAACCUGGUAGAAAAGUAUCUCCCGUAGCGCCAACCAGUCCCCACCGCACCCCCAGUCAGAUCAUUGUCCUCCGACUGCUGCCACGCCCCCUUUUGCGGCUCCUGUGGAAAGUGCCUUUUGGCUCAUCACCUUUGACUCGGUGAUGAAGCUGCUGGCAGAUUGCCACUUUUAAAAUCAUGUGUGACGUAGUGGGGUCGCAACUGCUUCCCCACCAUCUCACAUCCUGCCGAGGUGCGACCGGAACCUAGGACCUACGAUACGAUCGACGCCUGUAGCUCUGAGUGAAACAGAGCUGAGGAUUUUGGGUAGAAAAGUCACACGUUCCUCCCCUCCCUUUUAUAUUUCUGUCAGUACGUAGAAGCACGAGUUCUGACUUACUUCUGCCGA
Molecule: messenger RNA, 2554 nt
Organism: Scleropages formosus (Asian bonytongue)
Lineage: Eukaryota; Metazoa; Chordata; Actinopteri; Osteoglossiformes; Osteoglossidae
Gene: sstr5
Product: somatostatin receptor type 5
Exons: 3
Coding region: 515-1711 (398 amino acids)
Biological process (GO): regulation of insulin secretion; cellular response to glucocorticoid stimulus; neuropeptide signaling pathway
Cellular component (GO): neuron projection; plasma membrane
Molecular function (GO): somatostatin receptor activity; neuropeptide binding
Source: RefSeq, a predicted model, not a curated record